Molecule: messenger RNA, 5511 nt
Organism: Strongyloides ratti
Lineage: Eukaryota; Metazoa; Nematoda; Chromadorea; Rhabditida; Strongyloididae
Exons: 3
Coding region: 1-5511 (1836 amino acids)
Source: RefSeq, a predicted model, not a curated record
AUGUCGAACCAGAGAUUUCGUUCGAACGAAGCGAAUAAUGCACAUACAUCAGAUGGCUUCGAAGAUGAAUUAAUAUUAUGGGAAAUAAAUGAAGUUUUGAGAUGUAAUAGUCCUCCUCCUGAUAGCAAGAAUCAAUCAAAUAAUAUAUCAUCAAGAAAUCAGAACCCCGGUGGACAAAAUAUUAUUAUAAAUAAUUCUAUAACACAAGACAGGCAUCAACAAAACGGUCAAAAUGAUGAUUUUUCUUCUCAUCAUUCAAAUCAAAAUCAACAAGAUACACAUCAACAUAAAACUAAUCUUAACCAAAACAUUCAACAACAAAAUGUUCAAUAUAAAAAUCAAAUGUUACAACAAGUAUUACAAGGUAAAACUUAUAGAAGCACACAGCCUGGAAAUGAUGAAUUAAAAAAAAUGAUGAAAGUAAAUUCUUCACAAAAUAUACAAAUACAGCAGCAGCAAAUAACAAGGAGCCCGCAAAGUAGUAGUCAACAAAAUUUGCUACGAGAUUGUCAGGUACAACAACAUCAUAGUAACGUUGAUCAAUCUCAUAUUAUUUCAAAUCAACCUCAACAACAUAUUAUUGUACAACAGAUAAGUAGUCCUCUCCAACAAGGAGCUAUAGCACUUCAAUUAACAAAUACUUCAAAUCAACAAAUUGUCGGAACAAAUUUUCCUACAGAAUCAUUAAGGCCGGUAUCCCAGAUGUCAACAUCUAAAAAUAUGUUGCCUACGACAAGUCGUACUAUUUCAUCUAAUGAUCCAAGUUACAUAAGUCCUGUAAAUAAUAGUAAUCAUGUAACAACGACUGUUGGUGGAAAUAAUCGACAAUCAGGACAAUUAUCAAAUAUGUUAAAUACACAACAAAUACUACAACAACAACAACGUCAGAAUUCUUCACAUUCAAUUUCUAAAAAUCAACAAUCAAAUAAUAAUGUCUUUGAGAAACGUUCAAUGCCGUACCAACAGGUCCAGCAAUCUCUUUCUAGGCCGCAAUCUCAGUCCCAAAUUGUAAACAGUCCCGUUUCGGUAUCAACUCCACAAUCAAAUCAAAAAUAUGUUGAAUCUCCUACAUACAGCAAUCCUCCAAGUAAUAGUCAAAGUAACCCAUCACCAAAAAUGCAACAACGACAAAAUGUUAAUGGACAUUUUUUGGUACAAUCACAGUUACAACAAAUAGCACCACAAGGUAGCAAUACUGUUGUCGUUUUACCCUCAAAUAGGCAAAAUAUUGCCCGAUAUAAUGAAGACACCAGAGUCGUAAAUCAAUCUCAAUUUAUUUCUCCACAAACAAGAACUGUUGGAGCAAUUAUUCAACCAAAUAAUGUUCAACAAGCACGUUUUGUUCCACAAUAUCAAAAUGCUAAUAUUUUAGCAACAACUUCUAAUGGUGAUCUUCGACAAGAAAUUUUUCAAACGGGUAAUAUUAACGCAAAAUCUCAACCAAUUAUUAUUGAGCAAGGAGGUUCUAGAAUUGUUCAACAUGUAGUAUUAGGUACACCACAAAUGAAUCCAAAUAUUAGAACAUCUUCAGUACCAACAACAGUAUCUAUACAAAAUCAACCAAUGACACAUACUAAUAAUAUUCAACAACAAUCCGUUCAAUCAGUUACAAUUCAUGGCCAAAAACAUGGUACCCAACAACAGAUUCAACAAAAUUCACUUCAACAACAACAAAUUCAAUCUCAAGUUGGACAAAAUUAUGUUACUUCAAAUACACAAUCUCAACAACAUAUUCAACAUAUUCAGAUUAAUAAACAACAACAAUCUAAUGUUAAUGUUAAUAUUCAACAAUCUGGAGGUAAUAAAAAAAAUACUAAACCAACUAUAAAUAAAGCCAUGCCGAAGAAAAAAAGUUUACCAACACCUACUACAACACCAAACACUUCUUUUAAUAACUUAUUGAAUAAUAGUUCAUCAAAACUUCAGAAUACACCAACAACUUCAUCACAACAAGCUCCAACGGUUAAUAAUGAUAACAUGUUACAAGCCAAUCAAAUGGCUGUUAGAUUAUCACUUGAAAAUCUUCAUCAAAUUUCUCGGAUAUCAGAAGAAAUCGAAAAACUUAAACAACUUCAAACUAAAACGGGUCAAAAUCAAUCGGCUAAAAUAAAAAGCUUAGAAGACAAACGUGGUUUAAUUUUUAUUUCAGCACUUCAACAACAACAUAAUGUUACAACGCAAAUUCAAACAUCAACUUCAAAAUCUACACCAAUUACACAGACUAAACCAAUUGUAAAUGGUUCUAAAAAUAAGGGGCAAAAUAAGAGGAAUCAAAAAACAAUUGUUACUACACCAAUAUCUAGUGAUAGUAGUACACCUAAAAUGGCACCAUCUUCAAAUAUAUCAAAUAUAACCAAACAAGGUAAUUCUUCAACUAAAACACAAACUAUUAAAGAAAAAAAUAUAAAUAGAAAUGUGGAUAAAAAGUCUUUACAACAUAAUAAUGCAGAUAUAAACGAAUCACGUAUCAAUCGCUCUUCUUCACAAUCAUUUGAAACUUUAAAAUCUGAUGAUAAUUUAAAAUCUAUAUCUUCAAAUGAUACAUCAAAAAAAGAAAAUUCAGAAUUGUUAAAUGAACUUAAUAAAACAAAAUCAAUUGAAGAUAAUGGAGAUGAAAAUAGUAAAGAAAGCUGUACAUCACCUGAAGAACCUAAAAUUAUUAUUCCUACUCCUUCAAUUCAAGUAUCUAGAAUAUUAAGUCAUAUGGAAUAUAGAAAAAGAAAUAUUGAAAUAUUUAAAAUGGAAUUAUUAAAAAAAGUUAAUAAUCCUGAUGUAUCAACACCAUUUCAAUCAAAAGAAGAUGUUGUAAAUAGAUUGAUUCCAUAUUCAUUAUUUGAAGAACCUGAAUUAAAAGCAGAAACACUUGAAAGAUUUGAUCAUGAUUACUUAAGACUUAGAAAUAGUCAAUUAAGUCGAAUAAAAUUAUUAGAAAAAAAAUUACGUGGUAAAAUGAUGAAAGAAGCAGAAUUACCAACACAAUUUAAAGCCGAUCAUAUUCAAUUUUUAAUGAUGGAUGUUGAGUAUGAAAAACGUCGUCUAAAGAAAGAAAAAGAAAAAGCAAAUACUGAUGAAGUAGAAAAUUUUAUUGAUAGAACAUUUGCUGAAAAUGGAAAUAAUAUAAAUUUAAUUAAUGAUCUUAAAAAUUUCAUUCAUAAAAAACAAGAAUCUAUACCUGUACCUCACAAGUUACAUUUUACUUAUGAUCUUCCAGAAAUUGAUCCAAAUAAUUUCAUUCCAAAUAUUCCAGAUUCAUGGAAAACUCCUUGUUAUACAGUUUAUGAUAGUUCAGAAGAUGAGAUUGAAGAUAUUGAAGAUAAUGAUUAUGAAACAGAUUCAGAACAUAGUGAAAUUGAUAUAAAAUCUCAAAGUUCCUGUAAUGAAAAAGAAUCAAUUGAAAAUAUUAAACAAGAGUCAAGUUUGAUAUUCAUAAAAUCAACUACACCAUUUAUGAAUCCAUUAACUUCAAGUAAUAUACAAAAAUGUACAAAUCAAAUUCAAAUUGAGCAAACAUUGACAAAAAGUAAUAAUAAUAUAUUGACAGAAAAAGAUACAAAUAAUGAACAAACAUCUAUUACAGCAAUGCUUCAAAAAUUGGAGGGUUUAGAUAAUGCUGAAAAUAGUAUAAUUAAGAAUAGUCCUUUAAGUGAAAAUAGUGAAGAAAAACAAUAUCAGAAAUUAUCUAUACGUUUACCUAAAUCAAGUGUGAUGAGUGAUAGUAUAAUUACAAGUCAUACUAAGUCUGAUAAUAUUAAUUUAUCAUUUUCUUCAAAGUCUUUGAUAAAUAUUAAUGAAAAGAAAUUUAAUAUACCUGAAAAAUCUAACAAAUCAUUGAAUAAUAAAUUAUUGCUCACUGUAGAAAAACAAUCAAUUACACCACCAAGUCAGAUUCUUGAUAAUGUAAGUACUUGUAGUAGUAUAAUUUCAGAGAAUGAAAAAAUAGCUCCAAAGUGUAUAUUAAAAAUACCUAAAAUUAAUAAAGAAAUUAAUAUAAAGUCAGAAGAAUUAGCUAAUGAUAAAGAUAGACGAAGGCAAGAAAAGCGUGAUCGUAAAGAGAAAAAGAAGGCAAAGAAAUUAGAAAAACAAAGAUUAAAAGAGUUAAAUGCUACAGAAGAAAGCUUAACAAAUAUACAAGAAAUUUCUAAUAUCUCUGAAGUAUCAAGUGAUGCUAAAAAUCAAUCUCCAACACCACGUUUAGUAUUAAAAUUAAAUAGAAAUACCUCUUUUAAAGAUAUUUCAGCAUCUAAAGAAAAAGAUACUGAUAAAAAUAUUGUACCUGAUGACAACAUAUCUAAAAAACUUAUUUUACCAUUAAAAAUUGAUAAGAAACAUACAAAAGAAAGUAAAAAAAAUACAAUAAAUUUACUUAAAAUACCUAAAGAUGUUGAAAAUAAUGUAAAAAUUAAACAAAAUCAAUCUUUUAAUGAUAAUUUAAUAAAAGAUACUAUUGAUGAAAAAAAUAUGAAUGAAUUGAAGAAAAGAAAAUCAGAUUGUCCCUCAAUUGUUCCAUUAAAAAUUCCUAAAUUAAAAUUACCAAAAUUAGGAUUAAAUGAGAUAAAACAAGAAAUAUCAAAUCCAAAAAUAGCAACACAAUUAAGCAUACCUAAACUAAAAAUACCAAAAUUAAAUAUUUCAAAUAACGAUAUGAAUAUAAAAAUUCAAAAAGCUUCCAUUCCUAAAAAGUGUUUAUCAACAUUACCUGGUAGCAGUUAUAGUAGUAAUGAAAAAAAUGCUUCAUUAAGUAAUUUAUCAGAUAAUAAUAUUAAUGAUUAUGAUAGUACUUUUGAAUCAUUAUCUAAUACUUCAACUGAAGUUACUAAAAAAGAGAAAAAAUCAAAAGAAGUGAAGAAAAGUAAAGAAAGUAGGAAAGAUAAAGAACACAAAAAGAAAAAACAUAAAGAUGAUAGAAUUGUUGCCCCAUUAAAGCUAUCAUUAAAACAUCCUUUUGAAAGUUCUCAAAAUGUAUCAGCCACUACAAGUAAAAGUUCUGAAAUGUCAAAGAUAACUCUGAAUCUAAAUAGAACAUGGAAUAAUGAAACGUCAAAAUCUAACUUAUUAGAAAAUGUAAAAAAUCCUGAAAAAGAAAGUAUAAUUUCAAAAUUGUCAAUGUCAACUGAUUCAAUAAAAAUUAAAAAUUCAGAUUUAAUACUUAAAUUAUCAAAAAUAAAGAAGGAUGCACCUAGCGAACAUGAUUCUAAUGUAAAAAAUUUAGGUAUUGAAAAAAUAAAACCUUUAAAAUUAUCAUUAAAAGGAUUAAAAGAGAAACAAACUGAUAAUCCAGACAUACCACCAUUGAAAAUUAAAAAAAAAAGUGAUAAAAAUGAUGUUGAUAAAGAAACAAAAGAACAUAAAAAAAUUAAAGAUAAAAAAAAGAGACAAAAUUCUUUUCCAGUUCGACCAUUACAUGGUACAAAUCCAGUGUUACCACCACAGGAACGUUUAGCUAGUGCAUAUGCUGAAGUGGAGAGAAGAAGUAUGAUUGGAAAAGCGCCAACUUUAAUGAAUUUUUCAUAA